Molecule: messenger RNA, 1563 nt
Organism: Fonsecaea pedrosoi CBS 271.37
Lineage: Eukaryota; Fungi; Ascomycota; Eurotiomycetes; Chaetothyriales; Herpotrichiellaceae
Exons: 1
Coding region: 1-1563 (520 amino acids)
Source: RefSeq, a predicted model, not a curated record
AUGUAUAGAAACUCGGCGCAGCUGAGAUGCAUCAACGGCAUUCCGCCCAACGCCCUCCCUUCGCCCGACAACACUAGCGAUUCUGAUUCGGAACUUCUCGAUGCCCUCGACCAGAAGAGGAGGCAGUUGGACGAGGAAGUGGCCAGGUUCAAGGCUGCAAAGGACCGGGAGUUUCGCGAGUUUGAGAAGCAGUUGUGGGUCAAUAAGAAGAGGUCGCGGGUCGGGGCCAACAGUGCUUCCGAUGGCACGCCCACAAAGGCUUCGAUGACAGCCUCGACGCCCACGUCUGCUCUGAAUCUACUGGCUUCGACCCAGAACGGCUCUGUAAAUGGCUGGUCAGCCCACAAAGCGAGAAGAGACGGGGUGGUGGGUGACAAGGUCAUCAAGAAACCGCCCCCGCUGAGCGGCCCGACUCUGUCCCUGGAGAAAUUAAAUAUUGCGGGAGAAACCACCCCGCCGUUGCAUACGCUGGGGACGCCCCCAACGCCUACGAUCUUGACUCGUGCAAGAUCCCGCUCUCCCACAAACGCCGUGGUACGGCUGACCACGCCGCCGCCGCCUGCACGGCGAAGGAGCCAUUCUCCACCUGCGUCCACUCCGACGCCUUUGAAAGAUCGGUCCGAUCCCUUCGCUGGGGUGUUCACGCCCAUGUAUCUGCCUCUUCUGGAUUCGCGCGAUCGUACUCCGAUCGUGAAGAGUCCGCAACCCUUGACGUCUGAGGAAGAGGAGACGAAACGACUUCAACUGGAUGCGGAGUCGAAAGAACGCGCGGACAAUGUAUUGAAACAACAGACCCGAUCGUCUCAGUCAUUGCCUCCGCAGCCGGUCUCGCCGUCCGUGGUUGCAACCAAGCGUGCCCAGUCCACGUCCAUUUUGCCGAGUGCAAGCCUCCCCAGUGCCUUGAGGAGUGCCAGUGGGGGAGGAAGGAGAAGGAAGCAUGUCAUGUUCCAGCUGGCGGAUCUCAAAGUCGUCGAUCCAAGUAGCAGCUACGAAGAAGGGCCUAGUCCAGAGUUGGAGGCUGAGAAAGAUCCGAACGGUGAACCCGCACAGCAGGGCUUGGAGGACGAGCAUGUUCGCGAAGAAAUUGGUGAGGCGAGGGACAAGGGGAGUCCCACACUAUUGAGCGUGAAAGACAGGCGUCGAGGAAGAGGGCGGGGAGGUCGAUUCAUCUCGCCUAUCCCUUCACCAUUGGCGAGUCCUAACCCAACGUCCUCGGCCUCCCCAGCCUUUGAUGGAAAUCCACCCUCAUUGCAGCUUCCACACCUGAUCUCUUCCCCCGACGAGUCUGGGUUUUCCGGCGGCCUGAUUGGUGCCGCGGAUGGUGGCAGCGGGGUUGGAUUUUUCGAGCUCGACGAAGAGCUCGCGAGCCCAGCUUUGAGAGAUGGGAAACCAGCUGAGGCGUUUGAUCUCGAGGUCGAUGAGGACCUCAGCGAGAAGGUCGGCCGAGAUGGCGCCGACGGUGGUGAGAAAGGACUGGGACUCAGUCCGUCCCUCCAGGUGGGGAGCGUCCCCAUUGACAUUGUGAGACCCAGUGGGAGCUGGAUCGGGAGCUUUGGACAUUGA